GGUUCUCCUACGCCAGCUCCAUGAUGUGCAGAUCACUCACAUCUACCGUGAAGCUAACUCGGUUGCAGACUGCUUAGCCAAAAUGGGCACUAGAUUAAAUAAUCCCUUUGCUGUUUUUGAACAUUGUAAUAUGAAUGUUGCUUUUUUUUUGGUUUCCCAUCCGGUAUCCGGGGCUUUGCCCCGACUACUCCGGACUCGACCAGCUGUGGCGCACCAGAAUGGUGGGUGGGUCUCCCAACGAAAGCUGCUGCGUAUACAAGGUUUCGAACUCAAGACCUUGUUUAAGCUGAAACAAACCGCUUGUCACUUGAUCCAACCCCUCGUUGGUGUAAUAUGAAUGUUGCUAUGUUGUUGCUCUCUGACACUAUUGGGAACUCAGUUCCCAGGGAUGUAACUAUUAUCUAAUCUAUAUAUUCUCGUUUUCUACCAUAUAUAUAUAUAUAUAUAUAUAACUUGUUAUUUGUCUUUGUCUUAAUUUUUUGAUCCAAAUUAAGUUGUGUGUGUUCA
Messenger RNA from Rubroshorea leprosula, 507 nucleotides. The record is from the annotation of a GenBank genome assembly. NCBI's taxonomy places the organism in Eukaryota, Viridiplantae, Streptophyta, Magnoliopsida, Malvales, Dipterocarpaceae.